This is a messenger RNA of Rotaria sp. Silwood1, 1086 nucleotides long. Lineage: Eukaryota; Metazoa; Rotifera; Eurotatoria; Philodinida; Philodinidae. The record is from the annotation of a GenBank genome assembly.
AUGGAAAAUAAUGCAAGUUUUGACAAAUUGAAAGGAGUAUGUCGUAAAUAUGAAGAAGCCUCAAAAUUAAACGUUGAAAAAGUGAUGACAGAGCACGCAGAUCGCUCUAAUCGAACGUACAAGUUUUUUCUUGACAAGGGUUUAUCAGAAGACGACGCUCGAGCAUCAGCAUUCGCUAUCGCAUUUUAUACCGGUUCAAGAAGUGAAGCAUGUAGUCGAGGUGCCAGUCUUGUUGCUCGUCGUGGUAAUGGCAUAGUUGUCGAGCAGAGAACAGCAGAAGAAAUGAAGGAAGCAUCGAUUAUUUUGUACUAUUUAGUUAAAGGUCUUGCGAAUAUUCCUUAUUAUUGGGGCUAUGUUACGCGGGCAUGUCAACUCAAAGAUCAUGAGUUGACCAUGUAUACGCCUGGCGCUUUGAUCACAUGGCUCCAAUUUAGUAGUUCGAAAAGAGGUAAACAAGUCGCUGAAGGAGGUGGUUUUGAAAACCGUAAUACACAAUUCAAAAUUUAUUCACUUACCGGCCGUCGCAUUCAAUACUUUUCCAAUUAUGACCACGAAGACGAGGUAUUAUUCUUACCUCAUUCAACAUUUUUUGUUUUCAAACACGCGAUUACUCAUCAUGGAGCACAACACACGAUCUAUAUGCGACAGGUUGAAUUGGGUGUUUCGACAUGGUCGGUGCUUUGGGUUGACGAUCGCAUAUUUGUUGAAGAUUGGGAGAAUAAAGCUCAUAUGGAAUAUGCAGCUGCAAAGGCGAUGAAUAUGAAUGUACAUUUUAUUCCUAAAUCAUGUACUGAAUAUGCAAUUUCAUUUCUUAAAUCACCGUUUGGACAGCGUCUGAAAAACAAAAAUACAUUUCGUAUUGUUACCGAUAUGAAUCGUGAAAACGAGCGGCCUGUACAUAAUGCAGGAGCACGCUUAAUAAAAAAAGUAAGGCAGCUUGGAUUUCGUAAUCAAUGCAUGGUAUUUACAAGUAAUAAGGAAAAGGGGGACGAAAUUAUGCGCAAGGAACUAAGUGCCGACGAAAUAAAAGGCACUAUUAUAACAAUAAACACAAGCGAUUUGCGACGUUUCGUCAAUUUUCAGUGA